UCAAUUUCCAAAAGCAAAUAUGAUAAACGCAAUCAGAUUCGGCCGUACUCCACCGCCGAUUGUGCUCACAUCACCUCUUCCGCCGAAGCUUCGCCGUAUAAGCUCGCCUGAACUUCCAUCCCGUCAAGCGAUUAGUUUUGCCACUGCACCUGAUCGGAAUCCAAAGUGCGAAGAAAUGGAUGACUCUCAGAACAAAACCAAGGAGACUGGAGAUAUAAUGUGUGAUUCAUUCGGAGAAGGGUAUGCGACCCGAAGCGAGGAAGAAGGAUUUGGAGGAACUUAUGGAGGGAAAUAUCAGUCAAUUGACGAUGACGAACACAUGAAUAAAAAACCAGUCAAUCAACAUGAAUAUGAUAAAAGCCAGGGGAGCGAAGUGAAAGAGAAGGAGAAGUCACGCCAUCAAGCUCAUGCAAAUUGAACUGCUCUACAAUAUAUUGCUGUUUGUUGGGUUGGUAGCUCAAUGUCGUCGAGUGUUUGGUUUCUCAUCUUUUUGUUGGAUAUAUCGUUUUCUGGGAAUUUAGGUUCGUUAUUUGUCACUAUUUAGUUCACGUGGUAACUAAAGAUGGUCUCACUUUCACCUGUUGUAUAUUAUUGGGUAUUUUCUUCAUAUAGUGAGGAUGUAUCCUUUUCAUGGUAAUUUUGACAUUUGCAUCAUAUGAAUAUAUGAGAAACAACGUUCAAUCACAA
Messenger RNA from Cucumis sativus (cucumber), 687 nucleotides. RefSeq lists its product as uncharacterized. The transcript is spliced from 3 exons. NCBI's taxonomy places the organism in Eukaryota, Viridiplantae, Streptophyta, Magnoliopsida, Cucurbitales, Cucurbitaceae. The coding region runs from base 20 to 418 and encodes 132 amino acids. The record is from RefSeq and is a predicted model, not a curated record.